Messenger RNA from Melanotaenia boesemani (Boeseman's rainbowfish), 1182 nucleotides. RefSeq names its product carcinoembryonic antigen-related cell adhesion molecule 5-like. The transcript has 4 exons. The record is from RefSeq and is a predicted model, not a curated record. Lineage: Eukaryota; Metazoa; Chordata; Actinopteri; Atheriniformes; Melanotaeniidae. Bases 37 to 1182 code for a protein of 381 amino acids.
UCUUCAGCUUCAUUUAUUUUCUAAACCUUUUGUUAAAUGAUGGCAGACACAGCAAUGUUUUGUUUUCCAUCCACAGAGCCAGUCUCCAGUGUAACCGUCACUGUCAACAACACAGACUUGGUUGAGUUCAGGGACUCUGUCAGUCUUUUCUGUUCUUCCUCUGGAUCCUUCCUCUCUUUCCUCUGGAUGAACGGCAGCUCUGAGGUCGCAGCCAGUGACAGAGUUCAGAUCACUGAUGGAGGCUCCACUCUGAUUAUAAUUGGUGUGACCCGCUAUGAUGAGGGACCAUACAGCUGUCGUGUGUCCAAUCCUGCCAGUAAUGCCAUCAGUGAUCCAGCAAACAUCAUCGUGAACUAUGGUCCAGAAAAUAUUAAACUGAUUCUGUCGCCAUCACAAGGUCCUUAUGAGGAAGGGUCAGACGUUAAUCUGAUCUGCUCCACUGAGUCCAGACCUUCAGCCCAAUGUACAUGGUUUCUGAAUGGAAACAAGCUGCCUGAUACUGGACCAGAACUCCCACUGAUCAACAUUAAUCUGAAUCAGAGUGGAAACUACAGCUGUCAGGCCUUUAAUCCCAAAACUCUGAGAUAUCAAACAUCUGAACCUGCAACUGUCUCUGUUCUCAAGCGUGUUUCCAAUGUUGUGGUAAAAUCAGACACUACAGACUUGGUUGAGUUCAGGGACUCUGUCAGUCUGUCCUGUUCUUCCUCUGGAUCUUCCCUCUCUUUCCUCUGGAUGAACGGCAGCUCUGAGGUUGCAGCCAGUGACAGAGUUCAGAUCACUGAUGGAGGCUCCACUUUAACUAUAAUCAAUGUGACCCGCUAUGAUGAGGGACCAUACAGCUGUCAUGUGUCCAAUUCUUUUAGCAGUGGCAUCAGUGAUUCAGUAAAGGUCUUCAUCAGCUAUGGCCCAGAAAAUACAGAUUUGAAAAUAUCACCAUCACAAGAAGGUUUUGAGGAAGGGUCAGACAUCUACUUGUUCUGCUCAGCUGUAUCCAGACCUGAUGCCAUUUUUCAGUGGUUUCUGAAUGGAGACCUGCUGAGUGAUACUGGUCCAGAGCUCAAACUAAUAAAUAUUCAGAUGGAUCAGAGUGGAAACUACAGCUGUGAGGCCUUUAACAGCAAAACUCUCAGAUAUCAAACAUCUCAACCCUCAGUCAUCUCUGUUCAUGGUGAGUCUUACUAG